Messenger RNA from Heterostelium album PN500, 1305 nucleotides. RefSeq names its product aminotransferase-like domain-containing protein. The transcript is spliced from 5 exons. Bases 1 to 1305 code for a protein of 434 amino acids. NCBI's taxonomy places the organism in Eukaryota, Evosea, Eumycetozoa, Acytosteliales, Acytosteliaceae. The record is from RefSeq and is a predicted model, not a curated record. Gene Ontology annotation, biological process: biosynthetic process. Gene Ontology annotation, molecular function: transaminase activity; pyridoxal phosphate binding.
AUGAAUAAUAACAUUGUAGAUUAUAAAAGUUUUCUAUCCAAGAAAGGAUUAAAAAGAGAUCCACUACCUGAAAAAUUAGAAAUGACAUACCAACUUAAAGAUGGUUGGGUUAUUUUUGGAGCCGGAAUUCCCAAUCCUUGUUUCUACCCUUUCUCUUCAAUGGAUCUAAUUUUAAAUGAUGAUUGUAAUAGUAAAAUAUCAUUGGAUCCAAAAGAACUAGCUAUAUCACAAAACUAUUCCCAAGGUUUUGGAUAUCCUGGUUUACUAGAGGUUCUAGUUUACUUUCAAAUCCGAACACAUAAUUUGAAAAAUUUCGAAAACAAUUAUGGAAUAUGUUUAACCAAUGGUGCUCAGCAUGGAAUAUCAGUUGUUCUGGAGAAUCUAUUGGACGAAGGGGAUUCAAUAAUACUUGAAGAACCAACAUAUGGUGGAUUAUUUGGGGUGACUUUUGCUAGAAAUAUAAAUUUAGUUGGUUUAGGAAUGGAUGAUGAAGGAAUUUUAAUAGAUGAACUAAAAUCUACUUUGUCCAAUUGGAAUAUAAAAGAAAAACCAUUUCCUAAACUACUAUAUUUAAUUCCUACAGGUCAGAAUCCUACAGGAAUAAUAUAUAGUAAUAAAAGAAAAAGAGAUAUCUUGGAAGUGGCGAGAAGCUAUAACUUAUUAAUAGUCGAAGAUGAUCCUCACUAUUUCCUUCAAUUUGGUAAUGAUGAAGAUUCAGCUUUGGACAAACUACCCUUGGAGCCAUCAUUUCUUUCAAUGGAUACAGAUGGUAGAGUUAUUAGGUUGGAUACAUUUAGUAAAAUAUUAGCUGGUGGAAUUAGAUUUGGAUUUAUUACUUCUCAUCCAUUUCUAAAUGCGAGAUUCAGAGAGGAAGUUAACGGGACAAUGUUUCACAUCAAUGGAAUUUCACAGCUUAUGAUGAUGAAACUUUUAGAGAAAUGGGGUGAUGAUGGGUGGAAUAAACAUAUUCGAAUGGCACAACGAUUUUUAAAAUACAAAAGAGAUUCAAUGAAAGAGAUACUCGAUAAACAUCUUGGAGAUCUUGUUCAAUACAGAGUACCAGAUGCUGGAAUGUACUUUUGGUUGAAAUUUCCAGACAUAGAUGACACUUUUGAUUUUAUUUUUAAAUAUAUGGUUGACUUGAAAGUGUUGUUUGGAGCAGGUUCUGGAUAUUCUUGUUAUCAAUCACAAAAACAAUAUGUACGUGCAUGUUUCAGCCAUAUCCCAGUUGAUUUAAUAGAUAAAUCAAUAGAAAAGUUUUCUCAAACUUUAAAAAUGGUACUCGAGCAAAUAAACUUUUAUUAA